CUUGUAGAAGUUAAUUCUCAUUUCACUCCAAGUCCCUCAAAAAUGAUAUGCAAUACAAGGCUGAGUCUAAGCUUAGCAUCAUCUACUGCUCCUCAUGAUGCACCUUCUCAUCAAAAUUACAACAAUAGAGAAUCAACCCAUGAUGAUCAUCAUCAAGAAUUAGAUACUAUUAAUCCCAUCCCUUCUUUAAAUCUUUGCUUAUCAACUUCAGCAGAGUUCACAAAUUGUAACAUGAACCCUCAAGUUAAUUCGUCGGUUUCUUCGUUUUCUAACACAAGUGUCAAAAGAGAAAGAGAUCCUAGCCUUGAAGAAGAAGUACAAUUGGAGACCAAUAAAGUUAAAAUAAUUUCUCCAAAGGCAUUAGUUGAUGAUCAAGAUCAUGAUGAAGAUGUUCAUGAGUAUGGUACGAGGAAGAAACUUAGACUCAGUAAGGAACAAUCUGAUGUUUUAGAAGAUAGCUUCAAAGAGCACACUACUCUUAAUUCUAAGCAAAAGCGAGAUCUAGCGAGACGAUUAAGCUUACGUCCUCGACAAGUGGAAGUAUGGUUUCAGAAUCGAAGAGCCAGGACCAAGCUGAAACAAACAGAAGUAGACUGUGAAAUACUUCGAAAAUGUUACGAAGACUUAAAAGACGAGAACAGAAGGCUAAAUAAAGAACUAGAAGAGCUGAAAUCUAUGAAAAUGUCAGCACCCUUUCGUGUACAGUUAUCGGCAGCAACCCUUAGUAUGUGCCCUUCGUGUGAGAGAACUUAUGGUGGUGCUGGCGAUAAUUCCACCAAAAUCUCUUUCUCAAUGGGAGAUCAAAAGCCUCAGUUUUAUGGCUCCUUCACAAAUCCGUCAGCUGCUUUGCUAAGCUAGCUAAAAGGGUCUUACUUAACAUGAAGUGUACUUAGCUAAUAUGUUUGUGGAUUAAUUAAUUAGUCAAGUAUAAUAUCGUUAGAUCCAAUAUGUGUAAAGUGAUCGAGCAACAUGUAUGUCUGUAGUUACGUAUGUUUCUUCUAUCCAGUAUUUUGAGUUUUAAGGCCCUUUUAGAGACUUUGUACAAUGUACAUAUGUAUAUUCUUUAAAUGUAGUAUAUGUGGAAAAUAAAAGUUCCUUUUCUAUAA
This is a messenger RNA of Lycium ferocissimum, 1106 nucleotides long. RefSeq names its product homeobox-leucine zipper protein HAT22-like. Lineage: Eukaryota; Viridiplantae; Streptophyta; Magnoliopsida; Solanales; Solanaceae. The record is from RefSeq and is a predicted model, not a curated record. Gene Ontology annotation, biological process: regulation of DNA-templated transcription. Gene Ontology annotation, molecular function: DNA-binding transcription factor activity, RNA polymerase II-specific; sequence-specific DNA binding. Bases 43 to 858 code for a protein of 271 amino acids. The transcript is spliced from 3 exons.